Messenger RNA from Capsicum annuum, 1249 nucleotides. RefSeq names its product receptor kinase-like protein Xa21. The record is from RefSeq and is a predicted model, not a curated record. Gene Ontology annotation, molecular function: protein binding. NCBI's taxonomy places the organism in Eukaryota, Viridiplantae, Streptophyta, Magnoliopsida, Solanales, Solanaceae.
AACAAGUUCCUUCUAAUUUAUGCAUUAUGGAGAAAACUUUCACCUCUUUUCUCUUAUCACUCUUGUUGCUUCAUUGUGUUAUGGCUAUUUCAGCCAUGACCCAUACCAACGUUACCACUGAUCAAUUAGCUCUUCUCUCCCUUAAAUCCCAAAUCAUUUCAGACCCCUUUCACUACUUGAAUGAAAGCUGGUCUUCCACUACGUCUGUUUGCCAUUGGGUUGGAGUCACUUGUGGCUCUCGCCAUCAGAGAGUGAAAUUCUUGAAUCUUUCCAACAUGGCUCUAACAGGCAAGAUUCCCUGUGAACUUGGAAACCUCACAUUUCUUGUUUUUCUUAACUUGGGAAGCAACAAUUUCCAUGGAAAUUUGCCUCGAGAAAUGGCAAGUUUGCACCGGCUUAAGGUUCUUGAUUUAAGUUUCAACAGCUUCAGCGGGGAGGUUCCCUCUUGUUUGUUUUUUUUACACCAACUUCAAUUUCUAAGUCUUAGGAAUAAUAGUUUCACGGGUUCACUCCUCUCUUCAUUUUCUAACAUUUCAAAGCUUGAAACGUUGGAUUUGGCAUUCAAUUCCUUAGAUGGUCAAAUCCCGAAAGAGAUUGGUGAUGUUGAAUACCUGAGAAAUUUAAACUUGUAUGGAAACAAUCUCAUAGGCUCCAUUCCUCCUUCACUCAUGAAUGCCUCAAGGUUAGAGACUUUAGAUUUAUCUCGAAAUUUACUUCAAGGAAAUAUUUCAGAAGGAAUUAGCAAUCUUCACAACCUGAACUUCUUGUCCAUACAAGAUAAUCAUCUUACCGGUUCUAUUCCAUUCACAAUUUUCAAUAUUUCGAAAAUCAAAGUCCUUGCAUUUACAAAGAACAGCCUAUCAGGAGAUCUUCCUAAUGGUUUAUGCAAUGAUCUCACAAUACUGAAAGAGCUUUAUCUGUCUUAUAACAAGCUUCACGGACGUAUGCCUACAAGCUUGUCAAAUUGUUCACAACUUCAAAUGUUGUCUUUAUCAUACAAUGAGUUUGAUGGUCCAAUACAUAGUGAAAUUGGAAAAUUGAGUAACUUGCAGGAAUUGUAUCUCGGAUAUAACCAUUUCACAGGGAUAAUUCCAUUAGAACUGGGAAAUCUUGUUAAUUUGAUGAAGUUAGACAUGGGGUAUAAUCAGAUUUCCGGCUCUGUCCCGAUAUCCAUAUUCAAUAUCUCCUCAUUGCAUUAUCUUUCACUAGGGAAAAACAAUCUCAAGGGAUCCUUACCACUGGACAUUGG